Perca flavescens (yellow perch) is the source of this 1367-nucleotide messenger RNA. RefSeq names its product adenylate cyclase activating polypeptide 1a (pituitary) receptor type I (gene adcyap1r1a). Lineage: Eukaryota; Metazoa; Chordata; Actinopteri; Perciformes; Percidae. The record is from RefSeq and is a predicted model, not a curated record. Gene Ontology annotation, cellular component: plasma membrane. Gene Ontology annotation, molecular function: peptide hormone binding; vasoactive intestinal polypeptide receptor activity; G protein-coupled peptide receptor activity. Gene Ontology annotation, biological process: cell surface receptor signaling pathway; adenylate cyclase-modulating G protein-coupled receptor signaling pathway. Bases 39 to 1367 code for a protein of 442 amino acids. The transcript has 13 exons.
UGUGGAGCCUUUUGGAUACAACCACUUCACAAAAGACAAUGAGAGGCUACCUGCUGACUGCAAUCUUUCUGCUGCCCUUGGUGGCCUCAGAGUCCGAGCACUGCCUAAUCAAGCAUGAACAUGAGAAAUGCAUGAAGAAGAUCAUGCUGCACAACCCCAGCGAUGACCUUGAAUCAAUGUGUCCAUGGAUGUGGGAUAACCUGACCUGCUGGCAGGCGGCCAAUGUUGGCGAAGUUGUGGUGUUCAACUGUCAGGAGCUCUUCCGUGACUUCAUAGACCCUGUGGAUGAGUUGGGGAAGGUCAGUCGUAACUGCACCGAGGACGGCUGGUCUGAACCUUUCCCUCACUAUGCGGAUGUCUGCUUCUUCUAUGAAAACAUCACUGAUCCUGGCACGUACUACCCCUCAGUCAAGGCCCUGUACACAGUUGGCUACAGCACAUCGCUGGUGUCUCUGACUACAGCCAUGGUCAUUCUCUGCAGGUUCAGGAAGCUCCACUGCACCAGGAACUUCAUUCACAUGAACCUGUUUGUGUCCUUCAUCCUGAGAGCCAUCUCAGUCUUCAUCAAGGAUGGGGUGCUGUACGCUCAGGAAGACCACUGCUUCGAACACACAGUGGCGUGUAAAGCAGUGAUGAUUUUCUUUCAUUACUGUGUCAUGUCCAACUAUUUCUGGCUGUUUAUUGAAGGUCUUUAUCUCUUCACUCUGCUGGUGGAGACUUUCUUUCCUGAAAGACGCUACUUCUACUGGUACACUAUUAUAGGAUGGGGAACUCCCACCAUCUGUGUCACUGUCUGGGCAGUUCUGAGGCUCCACUUUCAUGACACUGGAUGCUGGGAUACAAAUGAUAACACUGCCCUCUGGUGGGUGAUCAAAGGACCUGUUGUGGCCUCCAUUAUGAUCAACUUUGUCCUCUUUGUUGGAAUAAUCAUCAUCCUCGUGCAGAAGCUUCAGUCCCCUGACAUCGGAGGAAACGAAUCAAGCAUUUAUCUGCGUCUGGCUCGCUCCACCCUCCUGCUCAUCCCCCUGUUUGGUAUUCACUACACUGUGUUUGCCUUCUCACCUGAAGAUGUCAGCAAGAGAGAGAGACUAGUCUUUGAGCUAGGACUGGGAUCCUUCCAGGGCUUUGUUGUAGCUGUCCUCUACUGUUUCCUCAAUGGAGAGGUGCAGUCGGAGAUCAAGAGGAAAUGGCGCAGCUGGACGGUGAACAGGUACUUUGCUGUGGACCUGAAGCAGCAAAGGCACCCUUCGUUGGCCAGCAGUGGAGUGAACGGCGGGACUCAGCUGUCGAUCCUCAGCAAGAGCAGCUCCCAGAUUCGCAUGUCCAGCCCACUGGCGGAGAAUGUCAACAUCAGCCUCCCAACCUGA